Cuscuta europaea is the source of this 2246-nucleotide messenger RNA. NCBI's taxonomy places the organism in Eukaryota, Viridiplantae, Streptophyta, Magnoliopsida, Solanales, Convolvulaceae. The record is from the annotation of a GenBank genome assembly.
GAUUCUUCGCUCUCUAUCGGCUGAUUCGGCUCCUAAUUCUAGAGAGAGAAAGUUGCAUUUGAACUCUGCUUACAAUUCGCCAUUUUUUUUUGUUUUUUCUCUCGCUUAAGCAUAGUCUAUGUAGAGAGUAUACAAACCCUAAUUGGGAAGUAAAAUCAGGUUCUUUUUCCCGAUAGGGUAGGCGAUGUUGAAGAGCAGGCGGGGAAAUCAAGGUAAAAUUGCAGGCUUGGAAACCCUAACCCCAGGCCAGAGGUUGACUCUCAGGAAUGCCAAUGUCUCUUGAACAAGAAGAUGGCGCAAGCCUGAACCCUAACCCAGUCAAUCCGCCGCAGCAGCAGCACGUGAAGAGGCGGCCGACGACCUGGUCGGACGGCCAUAUCUGGCCCAACAAAGGGGAUGCUCAAGAAGCUCUUAGGAAUGUGGUUAUGAAACUGCGUCUACAGUCUCAGUCCAACACAACAACACCGCCCUCCGAACCUGACUCGGAUACCCAGACACUUGGCGGCUCAGAAGAUCAGGAUUCGACCCGGCGUUGCCACGACCCUGAUUAUACUUCUCACCUGUCAGACGAGCUGCUGUCGAACGUGCUCUCGAAGCUACCCGACUAUCAUCACGUUUCAAAUUCUCUGGUUUGUAAGCGGUGGUGCAAGCUCAGUGGCAAGCUGGUUCUAUCGAUUAAGCUGUUGGAUUGGGAAUUUCUAGAAUCCGGCAGGCUUGUUUACAGGUUUCCAAACCUAGUUGACAUAGACAUUAUUCCGUCUUGUGUGAAAUGGCCGCGAAAUUCCUCUAUUCUGAUAUCGCACAGGCUACUUUCAGUUCACUUGGAUUCAAGCUCUUCCAAUGGCGUAUUUUUGAAAAAAACUGACAUCUUGGAUUCACAAGCCGUAGAUGGAGGAGUUAAGACUCUUGUAGAGGGUUGCUCCAAUCUACGGAGAAUCGUUGUGAUCAACACAAGUGAAGAUGGAUUGAAAUCUAUGGCUGAUAAAUGUGAAACAUUGCAGGAACUAGAGUUGCAUUGCUGCGAAGAUUUUUCUUUGAAAGGAAUUUCAGGGUGCAGCAAUUUGCAAAUACUGAAGUUGGUUGGUAAUUUAGAUGGGUUUUACAGCUCUAUGGUCUCUGAUAUCGGUUUGACCAUUCUUGCUCAGUCUUGUAGGCGUCUUGUGAAGGUUGAGUUGGUUGGGUGUGAGGGAAGCUAUGAUGGGAUCAAAGCUAUAGGACAGUGUUGUUACAUGCUAGAAGAGUUCACACUUUGUGAUCAUAGGAUGGACGGUGGGUGGUUGUCUGCAUUGUCAUAUUGUCACAAUCUGAAAACAUUGAAGCUCAGGUCGUGUAAGAACAUUGAUUUAUGUCCGGGUCCUGAUGAACAUUUGGGUUAUUGUCUUUCUAUUGAAGAGUUACAUUUGCAGUGUUGUCAUUUACGGGAUAAGCAAAGUCUAAGAGCACUGUUUAUAGUAUGUGUAUCUGUGAGAGAACUUGCAAUUGAGGAUUGUUGGGGGCUAGACAACGAUGCAUUUUCUUCGGCAUGUGUAUUGCGGGGUUUAAGAGCACUCUCUUUAGAUGGAUGCUCUCUACUGACAACGGAAGGAUUAGAUUCAGUCAUUGAAUCUUGGAGAGAUCUUCAAAGUCUUAACGUGGUCUCAUGUAAAAAUAUAAAAGAUAGUGAAAUAACACCAGGCCUAGCAAUGUUGUUUUCUGUUCUCAAAGAGUUGAAGUGGCGGCCUGACUCUAAGUCUCUCCUUUCAUUGCGCCUUGAAGGGACUGGUAUGGGGCAUAAAGGUGGAAGAUCUUUCCGGUACAAGUAAAGAAUUGAGUUUAGUUGCUACGGUUUUAAGGCCCAGUUUGGUAGCAUUCAUCAGGUUAUUCUUAUCAGUAGAAUAAUAAGAAUAAGUAGGCAUUUGACUUACUUAUUUGGCUGACACCGAAUACACCAAAUACUCUUCCUUUCAGAAGAUUUUGUAGAUUCGGUCACAUUUCAGCUAAAUAAGCUACAGACGGGCUCCAAUUUUUUGUUAUUGCUUGUUAUGAUGCCUUAUUUUAAGGUCUUUGUAUUUUUUGUCAAUUGGCUGUACAUGUGUUAAGCCUUUGUACCAAAUUACAGAGUUAACUCUGCUAGUGUAAUUCUAGUUGUCUAGCUGCUAUAUAUUACAUUCAUCCAGAUUAAUUUACACUGUAGAAUUGUACUGAAAAAUUAUGAACAAAAAAAAUGUAUGUUGUCCAAAUUUGUUUUCUUUUACUUAUUCAUUGAA